Molecule: messenger RNA, 960 nt
Organism: Manis pentadactyla (Chinese pangolin)
Lineage: Eukaryota; Metazoa; Chordata; Mammalia; Pholidota; Manidae
Product: olfactory receptor 51L1-like
Exons: 1
Coding region: 1-960 (319 amino acids)
Biological process (GO): G protein-coupled receptor signaling pathway
Cellular component (GO): membrane
Molecular function (GO): G protein-coupled receptor activity; olfactory receptor activity
Source: RefSeq, a predicted model, not a curated record
AUGGCAACCUUAGACACCAACGGUACUCUAUCUUCCACAUUCUAUCUCACAGGUAUCCCUGGCUAUGAAGAAUUUCACCACUGGAUUUCCAUCCCAUUCUGUCUCCUCUACCUUAUUGGAAUAACGGGUAACUGUACCAUCCUACACAUUGUCCGAACAGACCCCAGGCUCCAUGAGCCCAUGUACUACUUCCUGGGCAUGCUUUCCCUCACUGACAUGGGCAUGUCCCUGCCCACAAUGAUAUCACUCUUCAGGGUGCUGUGGUCCAUUUCCAGGGAGAUCCAGUUCAAUAUCUGCAUAGUCCAAAUGUUUUUCAUUCACAUUUUCUCCUUCACUGAAUCAUCUGUGCUCUUGGCCAUGGCCCUUGACCGGUACAUGGCCAUCUGCCACCCACUAAGAUAUGCUACCAUUCUCACCCCAAGACUUAUCACUAAAAUUGGAAUUGCAGCUCUACUGAGGAGUGCUUUUGCUAUGAUUCCACUUCUGGCGCGGCUGGCCUUCUUUCCCUUCUGCCACUCCCACACACUUUCUCAUUCCUAUUGUCUGCACCAGGACAUGAUACGCCUUGCCUGUGCUGACACCAAGUUUAACGUUAUAUAUGGCUUGGUUCUGAUCACUGUACUGUGGGGCAUGGACUCUCUGGGUAUUUUUGUGUCUUAUGUUUUCAUCCUUCACUCAGUAAUAGGAAUUGCAUCCCGUGAGGGGAGGCUUAAGGCCCUCAACACGUGUGCAUCUCACAUUUGUGCUGUCCUCAUUCUAUAUGUGCCUAUGAUUGGGCUGUCUAUUGUCCAUCGCUUUGCCAAACACUCCUCCCCGCUCAUCCACAUCUUCAUGGCUCAUGUCUACUUGUUGGUUCCACCUGUGCUCAAUCCAAUCAUCUAUAGUGCGAAGACCAAACAGAUUCGUCAAGGAGUGCUCCACCUGCUUCUACCCACAAAAAACAAUUCUACUGUGAGGUAG